AUGACGGCCACGCCAACAUCGCAACGGAAAGUCGUGCUCCCCAUUCUGCCUCGCUACCACGGACGCUCACAAACUUUGGAGUGCUUCGAACCAAUGUCGAGUCCAUCCCCAGACAAAAGGCUUCGGAAUAUUGUGGAUCAAGUCUCAGAACUGACACUGCAGUCAGCUUCAGCUUCGCAAACCGCCGAAGAAACGACCUACAAGACACCGACUCCACAGGAGCAACGGCAUUGGAACAGCAGUAGUCUUGCCUCCAGACUGAAGGCACAGUCCGCACCCAGCAGUUCGGAAACAAGCUUGGCUACGCCAGUCUCCUACAAACGACAAUUAUUUUGGACACCGACAAACGGGAACCUUUCUCUUCAAAGGAAAAGGAGUUGUACCAAUUCGUUUCUCCUCCAAAACGCUCCUCGUCUCCCUACUAGCCCCGACUUUUCUGCACGAUAUGACACUCCCAAGCUCGAAGAUGGUGUACCAAUGCUUCCAGAAAUUUUUUUUCCGAGCUUAGCACCUGCCACACAAAUACCCGAGCUGGAACAAUCAAGAAACAAUCCACAUCCUCCCCCAAUGCCCCUCAUGUCUCCCUUGCCGAUAUCGGAAAAUUGCUUUUGUUUCCAACCUUUGAAAAUGCGUCGUGGGGAAACCCCCUUUUUAUCACCGUAA
This is a messenger RNA of Phaeodactylum tricornutum CCAP 1055/1, 663 nucleotides long. RefSeq lists its product with no specific name. The transcript has a single exon. The record is from RefSeq and is a predicted model, not a curated record. Lineage: Eukaryota; Bacillariophyta; Bacillariophyceae; Surirellales; Neidiaceae. The coding region runs from base 1 to 663 and encodes 220 amino acids.